AUGAACAGAAGCCUCGCCACCUUCAGCUUACCCCCGGAUGAUCCUUGUCACACCUCCAAGGGAAUGACUAUCUUUCUGAUCACGUCCUACUGCCUGGUGAUGCUGCUGGGACUCCUAGGCAACGUUGGGCUCAUCUGCAUCAUUGUGCGGCAGAAGGAGAAAGCCAACGUCACCAGCAUUCUCAUUGCCAACCUCUCUGUCUCAGAUAUCUUGGUGUGUGCCUUCUGUUUGCCCUUCACUGUGGUUUACACUCUGAUGGACCACUGGAUCUUUGGUGCUGUCCUGUGCCGCCUGACACCCUUCAUCCAGUGCAUGUCAGUGACGGUCUCAAUCCUAUCCCUUGUACUCAUUGCCCUUGAGCGCCACCAGCUCAUCAUCAACCCCAGCGGCUGGAAGCCCACUGUGCCCCAAGCCUACCUUGCAGUGGUGAUCAUCUGGAUGCUUGCCUGCUUCACCUCCCUGCCUUUCCUCGCUUUCCAUCUGCUCACCAGCGAGCCGUACAAGGCCCUGCCCCCUCCCCUGCGACAGCCAGAGGGAAAAGAGGCCUGCACAGAGAACUGGCCCUCCCAGCAGCACAAGCUGGCCUACACUACCUGGUUGCUCAUCUUCCAGUAUUGUGCCCCAUUGCUGUUUGUGCUUGUUUGCUACUUGCGCAUCUUUAUUCGGCUGCGGCGCAGACGCCAUAUGUUAGACCGUGGCUGUGAGGAGAACCGCUGCAUGAGCCACAGUAAGCGCAUCAACGCCAUGCUGGUGGCGCUGGUCACUGCCUUUGCUGUCUGCUGGUUGCCUCUCAACACCUUCAAUGUGGUGGCUGACUGGCACAAUGAAGCCAUCCCACCGUGCCACCACAACCUGGUGUUCUCGCUAUGUCACUUGGUGGCCAUGGCUUCCACCUGCGUCAACCCUGUCAUUUACGGUUUCCUCAACAGUAACUUCAGGAAGGAAGUAAAGGCUGCAGUGCUGCACUGCGGGUGCCGGCCUGUAGAGGACUAUGAGCAAUUUCCCCUCUCCACCAUGCAAACGGAGGUGUCCCGGACGUCGCUGCGCCUCAGCUGUACGAACACCUCCGCAUAAGACGUUGCUUGACCAGUUAAAGCACAGCCAGAACCACCCCAGACUUGGGAAAACAUUGGGUCAAAGAUGAUGAUUGCUCAGAUGGGGCCAUGUUCAUUCUUCUACAGGCAGUGGGACCUAGCUUCUGUCUGAAGAAUAGCAGUAACACAUUGCACCAAAGCUACUGAGCUGCAUUCUUGAUAAAACCACGUCAAAAAA
Scleropages formosus (Asian bonytongue) is the source of this 1272-nucleotide messenger RNA. RefSeq names its product neuropeptide Y receptor Y4 (gene npy4r). Lineage: Eukaryota; Metazoa; Chordata; Actinopteri; Osteoglossiformes; Osteoglossidae. The record is from RefSeq and is a predicted model, not a curated record. The transcript has a single exon. Gene Ontology annotation, cellular component: plasma membrane; neuron projection. Gene Ontology annotation, biological process: G protein-coupled receptor signaling pathway. Bases 1 to 1074 code for a protein of 357 amino acids. Gene Ontology annotation, molecular function: neuropeptide binding; neuropeptide Y receptor activity.